Kickxella alabastrina is the source of this 1246-nucleotide messenger RNA. RefSeq names its product putative SEC13-protein transport protein. Gene Ontology annotation, biological process: COPII-coated vesicle budding; positive regulation of TOR signaling; protein import into nucleus. The transcript has 4 exons. The record is from RefSeq and is a predicted model, not a curated record. NCBI's taxonomy places the organism in Eukaryota, Fungi, Kickxellomycota, Kickxellomycetes, Kickxellales, Kickxellaceae. Bases 83 to 1042 code for a protein of 319 amino acids. Gene Ontology annotation, cellular component: COPII vesicle coat; nuclear pore outer ring. Gene Ontology annotation, molecular function: structural molecule activity; protein binding.
AGUGAAUUGCUUUCAGCUCUUUUCUGCUGUCUCCUUUUCAAUUUAACUAUUUCGUAAACUUUAAACUCUUUCAUUUAUAAAGAUGACCAGCAACGACGAGACGCUUCAGUUCGACACGCAGCACGAGGACAUGAUUCAUGACGCCCAGCUGGACUACUACGGGAAGCGCCUGGCGACGUGCUCAUCAGAUGGCACAAUCCAUCUUUUCGAAAUCAACGGCAAGCAGCAAAAGCUUCACUCUGGCCCUGUCUGGCAAGUCUCUUGGGCCCACCCAAAGUUUGGCAGCGUCCUCGCCUCCUGCUCGUAUGACGGCACUGUUCUUAUAUGGAAGGAGACGCCCGGAAUCGGAUUUACAGUUAUCAAGAAGCACGAGAAGCACCAGGCCUCAGUCAACGCGAUUGCCUGGGCUCCCCACGAGUUGGGUCCCGUUCUGCUAUGCGGCUCGUCAGACGGAAAGAUCUCGUUGCUUACUUUCACAGAAGAGGGCGUCUGGGACGCGCAGAUGAUUCGCAGCGCGCAUACCACGGGUGUCAAUGCUGUUAGCUGGGCGCCUGUCAUUGCUGCCGGCGCGUUUGCCCAGCCCGGCGCCACCCAAAAGGCUAGCCUUGUCAAGCAGUUUGCCUCGGGCGGAUGCGACAACAACAUUAAGAUCUGGGCAUACUCCGAGGACAAAAAGGCAUAUGAUGUCAUCAAGACCCUUGAGGGCCAUGGUGACUGGGUCAGGGACAUCGCAUACGCGCCAAACAUUGGGCUUCCGCGCACGUAUCUCGCGUCUUGCUCGCAGGACAAGAACGUGUAUAUCUGGACACAGGACGCGUUACUCACGAAGAGCCCAGCUAGCCAGAACACGCCCGCAGAGUGGAACCGCAUUCAGCUUUCUUCAACACCCUUUCCUGACGUUGUUUGGCGCGUCAGCUGGUCCAUGUCGGGCAACGUUCUGGCGGUUUCUUGCGGCGACAACAAGAUUACACUGUGGAAGGAGAACCUGAAGGGCGAAUGGGAGCGCAUCAGCGAGAUUAAUGAGAACGGACAGAGGGCCUGAGCCUCUUUUUGGCAGACAUUUUUGUUCCUGAGUCUCUACGCCCAGUUCAAAAGUAGGAUGUUUGUUGAAUACUCAUAUUUCUGGGUCUGUCGUUACUCCUCCAUGUUUCUCUCUCUCUCUUUAUAUUUUUCUUUCGCAUGAUUAUCAAUUUAUUCUUGAAUAGCUUUAUUCAUUAUUUUUAAGUUUUGACAAAGCAUAUUGACG